AGCACUAUUGCGCAUGUGCAGCCGUGUUGUCACCCUUAGCUUCAGACCUGUAGUGAUUUUUGAGGAUUAGGCUAUAGUCAUCAUGAAGGCUCUUAGGGGAAUGGUGAGCGGAGCUGUCAGCGAAAUAUCAUCUGCGGUUACCGGAACCAAACACGUCGCCGUUCGGGAAAAUGUCCUUGCCGUGACUCGUGACUACAUUUCUCAGCCGAGAUUGACAUAUAAAACCGUGGCUGGUGUUAAUGGACCCCUGGUGAUUUUGGAUCAAGUGAAGUUCCCCAGGUAUGCUGAGAUUGUCCAUCUGACGCUUCCUGAUGGCACCAAGAGGAGUGGACAAGUGCUGGAGGUCACAGGUUCUAAAGCUGUGGUUCAGGUGUUUGAGGGAACAUCUGGUAUUGAUGCCAAAAAAACCACAUGCGAAUUUACAGGGGACAUUUUGCGUACACCUGUGUCCGAGGAUAUGCUGGGUCGUGUGUUCAACGGAUCAGGAAAGCCGAUUGAUCGAGGACCUACAGUGUUGGCGGAGGACUACUUGGACAUCAUGGGUCAGCCGAUUAAUCCUCAGUGUCGUAUUUAUCCUGAGGAAAUGAUCCAGACCGGCAUCUCUGCCAUUGAUGGCAUGAACAGUAUUGCCAGAGGACAAAAAAUUCCCAUUUUCUCAGCGGCUGGUCUACCCCACAAUGAGAUUGCUGCACAGAUCUGUCGUCAGGCGGGAUUGGUGAAGAAAUCCAAAGAUGUGAUGGAUUACAGUGAGGAUAACUUUGCCAUUGUGUUUGCUGCCAUGGGGGUCAACAUGGAGACUGCAAGAUUUUUUAAGUCUGAUUUUGAAGAGAACGGGUCCAUGGACAACGUGUGCCUCUUUUUAAAUUUGGCCAAUGACCCCACGAUUGAACGCAUCAUCACCCCUCGGCUUGCACUUACGGCAGCUGAGUUUCUGGCUUACCAGUGUGAGAAACACGUGCUGGUCAUAUUGACUGACAUGAGCUCUUAUGCCGAGGCUUUACGAGAGGUCUCUGCGGCUCGAGAAGAGGUUCCUGGUCGACGUGGUUUCCCAGGUUACAUGUACACCGAUCUGGCCACGAUAUACGAGAGGGCUGGACGUGUGGAGGGACGCAAUGGCUCCAUCACUCAAAUCCCAAUCCUCACUAUGCCCAACGAUGAUAUUACCCAUCCUAUUCCGGAUUUAACUGGCUACAUCACUGAGGGUCAAAUUUAUGUGGACAGACAGCUUCAUAACAGACAGAUCUAUCCUCCUAUCAAUGUACUACCUUCUUUGUCUCGAUUGAUGAAAUCAGCCAUCGGCGAGGGAAUGACACGCAAAGACCACUCAGAUGUUUCUAAUCAGUUGUAUGCUUGCUAUGCUAUUGGGAAAGAUGUGCAGGCAAUGAAGGCCGUGGUUGGUGAAGAAGCACUGACAUCAGAUGACUUGUUAUACUUGGAGUUCUUACAGAAAUUUGAGAAGAACUUUAUUGCACAGGGUGCAUAUGAGAAUCGAACGGUGUUCGAAACAUUGGACAUUGGCUGGCAGCUCUUGAGAAUCUUCCCCAAAGAGAUGCUGAAGAGGAUUCCUCAGAGCACUCUGGCUGAGUUUUAUCCCCGAGACUCCAAACAUUAGUAUUGCUUUUGUCCUUGUUCAUUCACUUAUCUGCAGCCGUUUGCCCCUGGAUCUUCAUCCUAUCCAAGUGAAUCAGUUAUGAAUCUUUCUUCUACAUUUUAGAUGUUACUCAAUCUCUCUGAUGAAGUACACCAAGUAUACACUGACGGAUUACAAAGUUGUUUUUCAUUGCUGCUCUUGGUAUUUAUUUAUUGUGAAAGUUUUGCUAAGUCGUAAUGAAAAUAUUGUAUUAAUAUCGUCGCUACACUAUAGUGUGCAAGUUCUUUAGUGUGUUGCUCAGUGUGUCAAACAGUGUUCUGACCAUGUGUUGAUUUAUUUCAAAAAGUGCAAAGAUUAAUGUAUAAUGGCUUAAUGUAUUCUGUGAUUUUUUUUUUCAUCAUUAUAAUGAAUUCACUACAUAUCUAGAAGUACAAGUAUCAUAAAGUAUAAAAGGAAGCCAUAUGUUCAUAGAAUGCAUUAAAAGGGAAUAGAUAAGCACAGUGGCCCUAUCAAAUCAUUUAAAGAAAUCCAAACACUGAGCAAUAUAUUUUUUUCAUGCAUUGUCUUAUUGUUAGUUAAUUUAUGUUUUGUAUAAAAAUGUGUAAUUUAUAGUUGUGUAAGAAGUGUAUUUAUUAUAAUUUAUUUUGGUGCCAUAAAUAUUUACUGUGAUACAGUGCUUAAUAUCACAUGAAUUCAUUAUGAAGCGAUUAUCCUAAUGCAUGAACACUAUAUUGGAAAUAUGUAUGUGACCACUUACUUCAUUAAAUAAACUAUGAUGUGGUGUAAAUGAUGAAAGUAAUCAAAUAUAAUACUUUAGCAAUGCACA
Molecule: messenger RNA, 2417 nt
Organism: Pimephales promelas (fathead minnow)
Lineage: Eukaryota; Metazoa; Chordata; Actinopteri; Cypriniformes; Leuciscidae
Gene: atp6v1b2b
Product: ATPase H+ transporting V1 subunit B2b
Biological process (GO): proton transmembrane transport; ATP metabolic process; vacuolar acidification
Cellular component (GO): proton-transporting V-type ATPase, V1 domain
Molecular function (GO): proton-transporting ATPase activity, rotational mechanism; ATP binding
Source: RefSeq, a predicted model, not a curated record